Pangasianodon hypophthalmus (striped catfish) is the source of this 7617-nucleotide messenger RNA. RefSeq lists its product as uncharacterized. The transcript is spliced from 3 exons. The coding region runs from base 1100 to 3337 and encodes 745 amino acids. Gene Ontology annotation, molecular function: protein binding. The record is from RefSeq and is a predicted model, not a curated record. NCBI's taxonomy places the organism in Eukaryota, Metazoa, Chordata, Actinopteri, Siluriformes, Pangasiidae.
GGGUGUGGAAGUGUGUCUCUUGGAUAAACAGGGCUGGUGAUCACUCCUGUGGGUAACCUCACUCCUGUAGGUUGGUCUGUCUUAGUUUAUUGGACUGUUAUUUGAGAGUGAGCUGCUAGGAGUGGCACUUUUAUUAUUGUAAUUAUUUUUAAGCAAUUUUUUUAUCUUGUUGAAUUCAUUGUGAAUAAAUUUUGUAUUUUUAUACGAUCCCUACGUUUCCUGCCUACCUUUUUGUUUUUAAAAGAGAUGCGAACCUGUGACCUAAUAAUAAUCUUUAGGGUUUAUCUCUAUUUCCUGGGUGAAAAUGCAUUACAUCAUGCAGAUGCAGGUCGAGAGCUUUAGUUAAGGUUCACAUCAAACAAUGGAAUAUGGAAAAUGUAUGAUCUUAGUGAUGAUGUUGGUGCCAGACGGGCUGAAGUUGAUUAUCUCCUGGGACUUUUAUACACAGUCGACUCUAAAGAUUACACAGAAUGGUGAGGAAAACAAAAAACACCCACUGGGUGUCAGGUCUGUGGGCGGGAAGGCCUUGUUGAGGAGAGCGGUCUGAGGAGAAUGAUCAGACUGGUUUGAGCUGACAGGAAGGCUAUGGUAACACAAAUGACCACUCUUUACAACCGUGAUGAGCAGAAAAGCAUCUCAGAGCUUUGUCAAACCUUGAGGUGGAUGGGCUACAACUGCAGGCGAGCACACUGGUUUCCACUCCUGUCAGCCGAGAACAAGAAUCUGAGACUACAGUAGGUAAAGGAGCACCUAAACUGCACAGCUGAAGAUUGGGUCCUUCUCUAAACUUCAGUGAUCCAAUGUCUGUGAGCCUGCGUCCACUGUAGGAGGUUGCCAUGGCACCAGGCAAGGUGGCCCCAAUUCCUGCUGUGCGGAAGGGUCGAGAGGGGACGGUCCUGAACUAGUGCACCAUUUGCUAAUGGGAUCAGACAGGCGUGCCGGAGAACAUCACACAUCCAGGGCAGGAUAGGCUUCAGCUGAGCCACUGACAAAGGACUGAAUGAGCCAACGCCUUUCUUCAAUCUGGUAGAAGUCUGCUUUUUUAAGCAUCAGCAAGUGAGUGUGACCAGCACUCGAGAUCUCCCUACAGAUCUUCAGCAUGAAGAGUACUGCCAUUUCCACUCCACUGCUCUCCAUCUGCCUCAUUCUGAUUGCAUGUCGCUGUUCCCUGGCAUCGUCAUUCUGCCCAGCGCAGUGUGUUUGUGAAACACGGCCGUGGUACACCCCUCAGUCUGUGUACCAUCAGGCGAAGACUGUGGACUGUAAUGAACUCCAUCUAAGCACCAUCCCAAGAAACAUAUCUUCUGACACUCAGGUGCUGCUUCUCCAGAGCAACAACAUCUCCAUGGUGACUACAGAACUGCGGACUCUUGUCAACCUCACUGAGUUGGACCUCUCUCAGAACCACUUUACACAAAUCCAAGAUGUUGGACUGGGCAACUUAACCCAGCUGGUCACCCUUUACCUGGAGGAGAAUCAAAUUAAAGAACUGCCUGAUUUGUGCCUGAAAGAUUUAGUCAGCUUGGAGGAGCUUUAUAUAAACCACAACCAGAUCUCCUCAAUUGGCCCACAUGCCUUUUCUGGUUUAGGAAACCUGCUUAGGCUCCAUCUAAAUUCAAACAAAUUGGUGGCUAUUGAUAGUCAAUGGUUUGAGUCCCUUCCAAACCUGGAGAUCCUCAUGAUAGGUGAGAACCCUAUACUUGGAUUGGAAGAUAUGAACUUUCGCCCUCUUUCUAAAUUGCACAGUUUGGUACUAGCUGGCAUGGGCCUCAGGGAAAUACCUUCCGGAGCUUUCCAAGGACUGGAAUAUCUAGAGAGUCUCUCAUUUUUUGAUAAUAAACUGACAGAAGUGCCCAGAGAUGCACUGCGCGCUCUACCAAACCUGAAGUUCCUCGACCUCAAUAAGAAUCCUAUUGUUUAUGUGCAGGCAGGUGAUUUCCAGGACUUUGCCCACUUGGAGGAGCUCAGUAUGAACAACAUGGAGGAGCUUGUGGCUGUGGGAAGAAAAGCAUUUUCCAACCUCCCGCAGAUGGCCAAGUUGGAGGUCUACAACAACCCUCGUCUAUCCUAUAUCGACCGCGAGGCUUUCCGCGGCAUGGCUAGCUUGCGCACUCUGCUGUUCCACAACAAUGACCUCACCCUCCUUCCCCAUGAGGUUUUAGCUUCCUUCCCCAACCUGGAUGAGGUCAGCCUCCAUAGUAACCCCCUCAGGUGUGAUUGCCUCUCGGUCUGGGGACCAAUCUUUGGUAACCAGUCAAGUCUCAAGCUUCUGGAAUCCAAGAUCACUAUGUGUGCCUCCCCUCCAAACCUGGUAGGGCACUCUCUCCAGGAAGUGGUGUCAAAUAACUGGGACAUGGCAAGUAACACCUGCCUGCCGGUCAUAUCUGUGAAUAGUUUCCCUCCCAAGAUCAACGUCACAGCCGGUCAGCCCCUGACGCUUAACUGUCGUGCUGUGGGUGACCCUGUCCCUCAGUUCUACUGGGUAACCCCCACAGGUGACAAAGUCACCUCAGAAGUGGUAUCACCAGCGCUGACUGAGGGGAACAGUGGCACGAAGAAGCACAGGUUGCAGGACGAAGGUGCUCUGGAGAUCCUCCAUGUUGAACCAGAGGACGCUGGCUUGUAUACAUGUGUGGCGUGGAAUACAGAUGGUGCAGAUACCCGAAGUGUCUCUGUGUAUGUAGACAAGAGUAACUGGCAUGAUGACCGGCAGAAAGCCAACCAGCAAGGGGGAAGGAACACCACUGGAGCCCUUGUUAUCCUUGCAAAAGUCAUCCAUGCACAAUCUGUAGUAUUGGAGUGGAAAGUUUACCCAACUACCCGUGUCUCCAGCCACGAGAUGUCACAACCCAAGUGGCUCAGUGCCACUAUGAGAAUCAACAACCCUCACAUUAGCUAUACGGCAAAGGUCCCAGUGGACGUUCAAGAAUACAACCUCACGCACCUGUUACCCUCAACAGAAUACCAAGUCUGCCUGACCAUGGCAUCGACAGAGCAGCAAACUCAGCAGUCCUGCAUCAAUAUCACCACCAAAGAAGCCAGCUUUGCUGUGGAGAUAGUCGCCCAACCGAGCAACGUUGCCUUGGCGGCGGUGAUGGGCUCCAUGUUUGCCAUCUGUAUCAUGGCGCUGCUGGUGUUUUACAUGGGAAGACGUAUAAAGCAGAAGUCCUGCCAUCACUCGUUGAAGAAGUACAUGCAACACGCCACCUCGAUUCCCCUCAACGAGCUCUACCCACCUCUCAUCAACCUGUGGGAGAAUGAAACUGAGAAAGAGAAAGAAGGGUCUGUUGACCCUCAAAGCUCACAGAUAGACACCUCAAAGACAUACAUGUGGUAGUUCAGUACAGGAUGCAUAGAAAGACAAAAAGACACUUUAAAUAAAGUAUGUAUGGUGCUGUACAUAGUCGAUAAUUGUACGUAGUUACUUACUAAGAUGUCAUUGUGAAAGAUGUAUUUUUAGAUUGUAUAACCCUCCAUAGCCGGAACAACUCUCAACUUAUUCGGGUACGGUUGUGAAGUGGUUAUAUACAGAGUAGAUGAAUUUUUAAAAGUGCCCAGCCAAACACCCCCCUGCAAUAAUCUCGCAUUAAGUUUCGGUGAACAGUUUAACAUUAAGCAUGCAGAUCUAUUAAUUAUUUGUAUAAUUUACUAAUCAUAGAAACAUUAAUAUCGGUCACGAGUCUGAACCAAAACCUUGUCGUCACUGCACAGGCUGUUGAUAGAGUCAAGGUUGCAUAUUUUGGAUUUCUUGCAUGGUGUUCUUGCAUGCUGUUUCAGUUAGUGCUUAGAAAGUACCUUCAUUUUUCUCACCAUCUUAAAAUGCAAAGAUGUGAGAAGGUGGAAAGCACACAUCUCCUGUAUCCAUUCCAAUGUUUAUCACCUGCACUGAAUUCACAAAUUCUAUCUGCCAGUUGUUGUGAAAAUCGCUGAUACCUGCAACUAAUUAGCUGUCAAGCAUAAUUAAUAAUUGCUACAGCAACAACACAGCUAUAUGUAUUCACUUUUUACUUUUGGAUCACACUUUUGAACUGUGUAUUUCUGAAUGUAGAUAUUUUUACUGUUACUGAUACACUUUUUUUUUCACUUGGUACGAGAUGAGUGAGGUGUCAUUCAGACGCCUGGUGUAAUUUAUGUUAGAAGACACCUACAAAUCUCUUCUGUCACAUAUAGAAAAAACAGCUAAGGUCUAAAUAAUUGACUGGUGACACAUUUCUGUUGUUUUGGCUCUGUACUCCAGCAUUUAAAAUCAGCUUAAAGUGCAAAGGCGCAGCUUUUUUAUACAUGGCACUCUCCCCGUUUCCGACACCAUCAUCUGCUGUUUUUGCCACUCAAUGUAAAUAAUCACCAAAUUUGCUAUUUUUUUGGUCUAUGAAACACUUUCAACUCCGUACACUCCCAAUUCAAUAGAGAUUAGUUUAGAGUUUAACAUGGCCGAUUAAGAAUAUUCCACUUUUUGGCCCUGAAAACUGUAUAGAAGAAGCACAGCAGAACUAAACCAUUAUCUGCACAUCACUUCCUGUUUUGCGUUUUUUUCAAGUUGAUGUUUGUAGACCGCAUUAACUAGCUAAUCUUAUUUAUUUAUUCAUUUGUUUACUUUUUGUUAAAAUAUUUAAGUAUUUUAGUUAAUCUUCAUUUUAUCAUUUUUAUAUGUCUAUAAUUUUUUUAUGUCUGAUUCUAUUCUGUUUCUACAUCUGUUUUAUUAUUUUAUAGUUUUCCUAAAAUGCUAAACGAGAAGGACUGAGGAAUCAAGACACUCAGUAAAGAACUGGAAUCGUUGCAGGCUGAAAUAAAGGUACUACCUAAAUGGCAAAACUGACUCCUUUCCCAGCCCUGUUUCACACGAAGCAUUGCGUGCUUUCUCUUAAAACAUUUUGGUAGCACGUUAUUUUACACUCGUAAUUUAACAGGUAGAUACAAAGUAAUGAAUCUUGCCUAUUGGAUCGUAAAGUAACUUGUGUGAAAACUGCUGCGUUUGUACAGCAGAACUUACAAUUUCAACUGUUGCAAUAACUUUACAAUGUACAAUAAUUAUUCAGGCUUUAAUGGCUAUGUAUGUAGUUCUUACUAUUAAUGCUACUUUAUUUGGAAAUAUACGUAUGUAGUAAUUCAUAUGAUGUAAUUCAUGACAUUAUCAAUAAUCAUUAAAUUUUAAAGGAAAGUUGAAUAAUUGUAUAAUAAUAUAAGAAUUAUUACACAGUUGUUACCUACAUUAAUUUUCUCUUUUCAGUCAGAGAUGGUACAUUUGUAGCUAAGUAGCUAUAAGUGUGUAGUUUCUUAUGUACUUAUAUGAUGUAAACACCAGAUAUUACUUGGAAGUACUACAUUAUUAACUGUUAAAUUCUGAAUAAUUAUUACUUGGACACUAUUGCUGUACAAAGCUGGUAGCCUUCACACAAAAGUUACAAAAGUAUGUAAUUAUUUGUAAUUUAAGUACCUAUUCAAGGAUGGAAAAAUAGUCGUUCAUUAGCUGGCUCAACCACCAGGCACGUAAAUGCUCCAUUUAACUGAGCAGUCACAAGUCCCGGAAACUGACUAGGCUAAAAAGUGAUAGCUAAUAUUAUAUAUUAACUUAUGACGAGCUAGUUAUGAAUACGGGGAAAGGAAAUGAACAUGUAUACGAGUACUACACUCUAUUCUAAUAGUUUUGUAGUGUGGAACAUCGUGUUUGAGCUCUCGACAAAAAGUCAGAAGCUAGACAAAACGUUAGCUAGCUCGCUAGAGCCGUGGCUGGUGUGUGUAGUGCAGCAGGUGGUGGGGGGAUUUAGAGCGCAGUUCGAUCACUGAGGUGUGUAGCAUCACCUUGAAGCGCAUUGCAAUUAUACAGAGCUACAUACCAAUGAAACCUUUUGUUUUGUUAAAGUCAAUAAGGAUUUUUUUUUUUGUCUUUUUUCUAGUUGUUAAGUCUACUUGUCCACCAGGUGACUAUGAAUAAAAAUCUGAUGACCUGAACAUGAAAUCUGCUGGUCCUAGGAGCCCAGGCUACUGAUUUGUCCAAUUUUGCGAUUAAAUAAUAGGUACUUACCAUACUAUAAACUAAAAAUGCUAGACUUUAUGCCAGAAGUUAACUUAAGAAGGUUAACAGUAGCUGGACCUUUGUGUUUUUGAGAUUUUUCAGUGAUUUAUAUCUUGUGUUAAAUCCUCUUCAGGUUAUGACACAUUAUCUACGCCUACAUCCGUGACUCGAUUUCUUCAACAGUUCAAUAGUUUUUCCUCCACAAUUGAAAAUGUAGUCGAUUCGACAAUCGAUUUUCACACAUGUAGUGACAUCUAGUGGUUUUAGCUUUAUGAUUACCUUGAUAUGAGACGUCGUUUUUGUUCCUUAUGGCAUGAGACAACCGACACCAGAAGCACCAGAUUCAACUGUCACAUCUUGAAUCAAGUCUGUACCACUUGUUUAUUAUUCUUGUGCAUGAAUUAGUGAUUUACUGAUACACGAAUAAACAGAAAAAACGCCCCAGCUGUCUAAACAGUUACGAUUCCCAGAAAAUGUGGAUAAAUGCUUGAAACAAAUGUGAUUUCCAAAGAAGUCUCUUAAUCAGUGUUUCUUUUCAAAUCCAGUACAGAGACAAAACAGCACUAUUAGAGCGCCGCAGUGUUUCGCACCUUAUUAUGUGGUUGGCAUUUUCAUUAAUGAGAGCCUGUGUAAUUUCACUGCUGAUUAUAUUGCCACAUUCAAUAUUCUUUCCCUUUUAACACAUGUGAUAACAGAAUUGUGUCGACGUAUAAAGAAUGGAACGAGUAUUUACUUGUUUGAUUUUUAUUUUAUCGCACAGCGUAAUUUGAUUAGCCUCUACAGCAAUAAAUAAAUACUUCACACUACAAAGGAAAGUGUAUAAUAAAUAUAUAUAUAUAUAUAUAUAUAUGAUUGUGUGUGAAUAAAAUGAACUGUCUCCUUCAGUCUCUGAUCAUGGGUGUCCUAAGUGUUUGAAAUUUUUUAUGUCCUAUACGAUUGAUAUCAACAAUUAUGAAAUCUAUACAUCAUAUUUGUUGUGUUGUAAUUUUAAAGAAAAAUAAUCGUGAGAAAAUUAAGCCAAAAUAAAUCAGUCUGGUUACGCAGGGAUGUAUACACUCUGUUUUAAUUUUGAAAUUAUUAUUAUAAUAAUAAAUUAUUAUUUGAACCAAAGAUGAGACAUCAUCAGAUAAACCCAAAUGACAUUUUUAAAUAUUUGUCUAAUUUUAUUUAUAUAUAAAUAUAUUUAUUUGUUUGUUUUUACUCUGAAUAUUAUCAAAAAUGUGUGCAUUAUUAUCAGGAUUCUCUUUUUUAUUUAAAGAAAUAUGUAAAAUCAGACAUUUGAAGGAGUGUGUUCUGGCAACAAGAUGGUUUUUUUUGCUGUGGUCCCCGCUGACUUUGUCCUCUUCGAUCAUUCCUAAUGACGGCUGAUGUUUAUUGCUCUCCCCACGUGCCCUCUGGUGGCAGGAGAACCUGGUGAGACGCUAGAAUAUUUGCUUUCUAUCAGUAACUAGCAGGGUAUUUUGUAAUAGACUGAGACUAUUGUUAUAUUUCCAGCUAGGUCAGGAUUAAUUUUACACUGUUAAAGCGUAUUGGUCUGUGCUCAGUAGAAGAACAAUGAGUGUAAGCAGAAACACUGGAAAGAAAUAAACACCAAUAUCACAGAA